Molecule: messenger RNA, 1812 nt
Organism: Nematocida homosporus
Lineage: Eukaryota; Fungi; Microsporidia
Exons: 1
Source: RefSeq, a predicted model, not a curated record
AUGAACAGAAGGUUAAAUGAAUACUCUUUGAAUGUUUAUCAAGUAGUUUGCUUGGUUAUUGGUUUGGGUUGUGUCUGGUGUAGUUCUGAUGAGGAUUCAUAUACGAAUGCGUCGGAUAAUGGUGUUAACACAACUAGGUUAGAUAAUGGUUCAGAUAAUAACAUGUUAAAUAACGAUGCUCCAGGCUGGGAUAUGGACGUUAUGUUUAGACAAGGAAUAAAGGAUCGUGCAAACAUAAUCGAAAAAGUACGCACGAUGCAAGACAUAAGUAAGAGUCGAUCAAAGCAAAUAGAUGAAUUAAAGAAGUGCCAACAGGACCUCAUGGAAAAAGAACAAGAGGCUUCUAAGAACAUGAACUCAACCCAAAGCAAUCGCAGCUUCUCUGACAAAUCAAAGGAUAGACUCAGACAGGUGAAGAUUAAGUUGAUAUCUGCACUAGUUAAAGAAGAAAUAAUACGGCAAAGUGCUGAUGUAAUUGCCCAACAAAUGGAACAAUGGUUAGAGGAAAGCAAGAAUACCCAGAUGCAACCGGGACCGCGAAUAGAGAGCAUAUGUAAUCUAAUAGAUACAGCAGAAGAACUAAGCCAAAUUGAGAGUAACUUAAUGGGCCCACAAAAUCAAUCCCCCAAUUCAUGCAGAAGCAUACUUGUCAAUGGUCUAAUCGCAAUAGGUGUCCGAUACAAUUCCCAUGGAUUAAAAAGCCGAAUCAAAGUGAUCAUAAUAGAAGAACUAAAGAAAAUACUACCUAAGAUUGAUACGUUAGACCGGGACGAUAGAACUCAAGUUAUAGAUCCAGUGAUAGAUCAAUUAUUGAAACAUAAUGAACUCGAAAGUCUCGGCAACAUAUCUAGGAUAAUUAAAGAAACGCUAGCUCAACUUGAUAAUAGGUUUAAAGAAAUGGAAGUCAAAAGUGAAAGUGAACAGGAGCCCACAGAUCCAGAGCCCUCUAAUUCAAGAACUCAAUCAAGCAAUCCCCAAACUAACAAAUCUGGCAUGGACGGUAAACCUCAUUCAAGUAGGAAGUCUGCUGACCAAGAUUCUACGUCAACUUUUGAUAGACAUGGACUUAAACAGCUCGAGUUGGAUCAAAAGGAUUGUACACUUAAGUUAGACUCAGAGCAAGAAAAGCUUCUUCGGAAGUUUAUAAGUGGCAGAAGCAACUAUGUAUUCAGCCCCGCCCCUGUUUGGAGAAUGUUUGAUAUCAACGAAGCUAAACAACACAAAAAGUAUGGACUAUCUGGUAUUAUGCCGCAAUAUGAUCAUGAGGUUUAUCUGAAACUUGAUUGGGAAGAAAGUGAACUGAUGAAGUUACUAGAUGUCUUAAAGAAGUUCAGUACAAUCAUACUCAAUCGGGAAGAGGUUGAGAUAUCGUAUCCUCGCGGCCCUGCUGGUUUGUUAGUCCUAGCCCAACUCUUAACACUGUUCGAAAACCCAGAGUUGAAUGCUAUGAAGAAACCUCUUGAGAUUACUAUCUCUUUGCCGAACAUAACUUGCCCUUCUUUGGAGUCAUCAUUCAACAAUGUUGAUUUGCAGUGCCAGUUCCGAAACCAAAUUGAGAAGAUCGAAGAGUCGCGAUACAUUAUCCGCCUGGAGGAUAUUAAUGGGCUCACAUCAGAUAUACAGAAAUUCAUUUGGCCACUAGCAACCCAUUUAUCAAUAUCCUAUAUGGGUAUAGUCCACCCUCAAAUGAAUAAGAUAGACUUUCUUAAUGAUGUCAACUGGAGAGACCAAUUCACCCUCAUAUUAGACCUAGACGACCAAAAGGACCUUACUAUUAGUUUAGGAGCCAGGACCGCGAAAGGCAAAGAUCUC